Molecule: messenger RNA, 309 nt
Organism: Fukomys damarensis (Damara mole-rat)
Lineage: Eukaryota; Metazoa; Chordata; Mammalia; Rodentia; Bathyergidae
Product: U6 snRNA-associated Sm-like protein LSm3
Exons: 1
Coding region: 1-309 (102 amino acids)
Biological process (GO): mRNA splicing, via spliceosome; P-body assembly
Cellular component (GO): Lsm1-7-Pat1 complex; P-body; U4/U6 x U5 tri-snRNP complex
Molecular function (GO): RNA binding
Source: RefSeq, a predicted model, not a curated record
AUGAUGGACAACAUGGACCAGCAGCAAACCACCCACACUGUAGAGGAGCUGCUGGAUCUCAUCAGACUCAGCCUAGAUGGGCAAAUCUAUGUGAAAAUGAAGAACAACCGAGAGCUUCAAGGCAGAUUACAUGCUUAUGAUCAGCAUUUAAAUAUGCUGCUGGGAGAUGUGGAGGAAACUGUGACUAGUAAAGAAAGUGAUGGAGAGAUAUAUGAAGAGAUGUACAAAUCAACAAGAAGGCAUAUCCCGAUGCUCUUUAUCUGGGGAGAUGGUGUAGUGCUAGUUGUCCCUCCACCAAGAGUUGGCUGA